UGCUUUGUUUUGUUUUGUUUAGUUGUGAAAUAAUUGCGCCAUGUCGGACUCGGAGUUGCAGCCGCCAAUUGAGAUUAAUGCGGCAAGUGAGGCGCCACCUGAUGUGGCAACUGAAGCAACUGGGGCAACUGGUUCAACUGCCUUGCCCGAGUCCAGCGACAGUCUGAAUGAUGAGGAUCUGGCCAAUCUGGUGACAGCCGAGGAAUAUUUGCUGCGCAAGGAUGUUGUGCUGCUGGAGUACGAGAAGCAAAUGUUUCUGGAUCUGAUUCAUCAAGAUGGAUUGCUUGUGUGUGGCAAAGGCCUGAGCUAUGAGCGUGUGUUGCUCAACAUUUUAAAGGUUUACAGCGAUGCGGGAAAUCUUUUGCUGGUGAUCAACAGCUCCGACUGGGAGGAGCAGUACUACAAGACCCAGUUGGACUCGAAAUAUGUGCAUGAGGUGGCCAAUACGGCCACAGAGCGUGAACGCGUUUAUUUGGAGGGCGGUCUGCAGUUCAUCAGUACUCGCAUCCUGGUGGUGGAUCUGCUGAAGCAGCGCAUACCCAUUGAGCUGAUAACUGGCAUUAUUGUGCUGCGGGCUCACAGCAUCAUUGAGAGUUGCCAGGAGGCGUUCGCCUUGCGUUUGUUUCGUCAGCGCAACAAGACGGGAUUCAUCAAGGCCUUCUCCAGCAGUCCCGAAUCCUUUACCAUUGGCUAUGCGCACAUUGAGCGCACCAUGCGCAAUCUGUUUGUGAAGCAGCUGUUUAUUUGGCCACGCUUUCAUGCCACUGUGCGUGCUGCACUGCAUCCGUGGCAGGCACAAACCAUCGAGCUGCAUGUGCCACUGAGCACAAGAAUCAGCUCGAUACAAACGCACAUUCUGGACAUAAUGAACUUUCUGGUGCGGGAAAUCAAGCGCAUCAAUCGCACCGUGGACUUGGAGGCCAUCACAGUGGAGAAUUGUGUCACCAAGAAGUUUCACAAGAUCCUGCAGGCGCAACUCGAUUGCAUUUGGCAUCAGCUCAAUUCGCAGACCAAAUUAAUUGUGGCUGAUCUCAAAAUUCUACGCAGUCUGAUGAUUUCCACAAUGUACCAUGAUUCCGUCAGCGCCUAUGCAUUGAUUAAACGCUAUCGCGGCACGGAAUACGCCAUCAGCAACUCUGGCUGGACGCUCCUGGAUGCCGCCGAGCAGAUCUUUAUGCUCUCCAAGCAGCGUGUAUACAAUGGACAGAAUGAAUUCGAGCCGGAGCCGUGCCCCAAGUGGCAAGCACUGACUGAGCUGCUGACCAGCCAUAUACCCGGAGAUAUGCGACGUCGACGGGGCGCUCAGCACCUGCAGCCGCCGAAGGUGUUGAUACUGUGCCAGGAUGCACGCACCUGUUAUCAGUUGAAGCAGUAUUUGACACAAGGAGGCGCCAGAUUCCUGCUGCAGCAGGCCAUGAGGCACGAGGUGCAAGUGGGCAAGUUGAGCGACAAGUUGUCCAAGGAAAGUCAAAGCCAGGUGAUGGCUGAAGCGACCGAAACGGAGACAAAGCCGAAGGCUAAAGCAGAAGGACCAAAGGCAGAAUUGGAGACGACAGUGACGCCUCAAUUGGAUGAACUGGCGCAGCUGUUGAGCGAGGCGGAUGUGGAUGCAGAUGUGCAGUUGCAGCAGCAGCUCUUCGAGGAGAGCUACAUGCUGACAAUGACACAGCCAGUGAGCAAGGAACCCGAUCCGAAUGCCUCCAUCUUUGAGAUCAUACCCGAACUGGAGCAAUUCGAUGUCUCUGCUGCGCUGGCCGAGCACAGACAACCCUGUAUUUGUCUGCAGACCUUCAAGACGGAACGUGAAGGCUCCUUGGCACUGGAGCAUAUGCUGGAACAGCUCCAGCCUCACUAUGUCAUCAUGUACAACACGAAUGUCACUGCCAUUCGGCAGCUUGAGGUCUUCGAGGCACGACGUCGUCUUCCACCCGCCGAACGCAUGAAAAUCUAUUUUCUAAUCCACGCACGAACCGUCGAGGAGCAAUCGUAUCUGACGAGUCUGCGACGGGAGAAGUCCGCCUUUGAGCUGAUCAUCGAUACCAAGAGCAAAAUGGUAAUACCAGAAUACCAGGACGGCAAGACGGACGAGGCCUUUGUGCUGUACAAGAGCUACGACGAGGAGGAGCCCGCGAAUGCGCAGACCCGUAAAGGAGCCACAACCGGAGCGGCAUUAACCACGGCACGGAUCACGCCCAAAGUGAUUGUGGAUAUGCGGGAAUUUCGGUCGGAUUUGCCGUGUUUGAUACACAAACGUGGAUUGGAAGUGUUGCCAGUGACGAUAACGAUUGGCGAUUAUAUAUUGACGCCCGAUAUAUGUGUGGAACGUAAAUCGAUAUCGGAUUUAAUUGGUUCCCUGAACUCGGGUCGUCUGUAUAAUCAGUGUGUGCAGAUGCAACGAUAUUAUGCCAAACCCAUACUCCUAAUUGAGUUCGAUCAGAAUCGUCCAUUUCAUUUGCAGGGCAAAUUUAUGCUCUCACAACAAACGACAGCAACAAAUGCGGAUAUAAUGCAAAAAUUGCAAUUGUUGACGCUACACUUUCCCAAAUUACGGCUCAUCUGGUCGCCGAGUCCGUAUGCGACCGCUCAGCUCUUUGAGGAACUGAAAUUGGGCAAACCGGAACCGGAUGCACAGACGGCCGCCGCCUUGGGCAGCGAGGAAACCGGCGGAGCAGCUGCCGGAGAGCAACUACAUUUCAACAAUGCCAUACAUGAUUUUCUGCUGCGUCUGCCGGGAAUUCAUACCCGGAAUGUGCACGCACUCCUCCGGCGUGGUGUCAGUCUCCGUGAGCUGCUGAAACGCACGCAGUCGGAGCUCUCAGAUCUGCUGCAAUCGCAGGAGAGCGGCAAACUGCUGUGGGACAUACUCCAUGUGGCCCAUCUGCCGGAGAAGGAUGAGGUUGCCGGCUCGUCGGCUUUGUUGGCGGCCAGCAAACAAUUUGGCAGCGGUUCGCACAAUCGAUUCCGCAAAGCCGCCGGAGAGGCGCGACGUGGUCGACGUUGAGCGCCACAAAACGAAUUAAAUAUAAAAAUUAUAUCCAUAAAAGCCAGUGAUUGCAUAUAAAAAGUAUUUUAGUUGUUAAAAAUCAUUUAAACUCAUUUUUUUUAUA
Molecule: messenger RNA, 3107 nt
Organism: Drosophila innubila
Lineage: Eukaryota; Metazoa; Arthropoda; Insecta; Diptera; Drosophilidae
Gene: mei-9
Product: DNA repair endonuclease XPF
Exons: 6
Coding region: 41-3001 (986 amino acids)
Biological process (GO): double-strand break repair via homologous recombination; nucleotide-excision repair involved in interstrand cross-link repair; resolution of meiotic recombination intermediates
Cellular component (GO): nucleotide-excision repair factor 1 complex
Molecular function (GO): single-stranded DNA binding; damaged DNA binding; single-stranded DNA endonuclease activity
Source: RefSeq, a predicted model, not a curated record